Molecule: messenger RNA, 1933 nt
Organism: Oncorhynchus keta (chum salmon)
Lineage: Eukaryota; Metazoa; Chordata; Actinopteri; Salmoniformes; Salmonidae
Product: casein kinase I-like
Biological process (GO): endocytosis; spindle assembly; signal transduction
Cellular component (GO): nucleus; spindle microtubule; cytoplasm
Molecular function (GO): ATP binding; protein serine/threonine kinase activity
Source: RefSeq, a predicted model, not a curated record
UCCAGGUACUGAUAUCUCGGUAGGAGAGGAGGUGGCCAUCAAGCUAGAAUGUGUGAAGACCAAACACCCGCAGCUCCACAUCGAGAGCAAGAUCUACAAGAUGAUGCAGGGAGGAGUGGGUAUCCCAACGAUAAAGUGGUGUGGGGCGGAGGGCGACUACAACGUGAUGGUGAUGGAGCUGUUAGGACCUAGUCUGGAAGACCUGUUCAACUUCUGCUCCCGCAAGUUCAGCCUCAAGACUGUCCUGCUGCUGGCUGACCAGAUGAUCAGCCGUAUAGAGUACAUCCACUCUAAGAACUUCAUCCACAGAGACGUGAAGCCUGACAACUUCCUGAUGGGCCUGGGCAAGAAGGGCAACCUGGUGUACAUCAUCGACUUUGGCCUGGCCAAGAAGUACCGCGACGCCCGCACACACCAGCACAUCCCCUACCGCGAGAACAAGAACCUGACCGGCACCGCGCGCUACGCAUCCAUCAACACACACCUGGGAAUCGAGCAGUCUCGUCGUGAUGACCUGGAGUCUCUUGGCUAUGUCCUGAUGUACUUCAACCUGGGCAGUCUGCCCUGGCAGGGCCUGAAGGCUGCCACUAAGAGACAGAAGUACGAACGCAUCAGUGAGAAGAAGAUGUCUACCCCCAUCGAGGUCCUCUGUAAAGGAUAUCCAUCGGAGUUUGCCACGUACCUGAACUUCUGCCGUUCUCUGCGGUUCGAUGACAAGCCCGACUACUCGUACCUCAGACAGCUGUUCAGGAACCUGUUCCACAGACAGGGCUUCUCCUACGACUACGUCUUCGACUGGAACAUGCUCAAGUUUGGCGCCAACAGGGCAGCAGAGGAUGCAGAGAGGGAGAGGAGAGCUGGUGAGGACAGACUGAGACAGGGACAGGCCAGGGCCCCUGCAGGGGCCGGGAUCCCCUCCGCCUCCGGACGACCCAGAGGAGCACAGGACGCAGCCGCACCCGCACCCCUCACACCCACCUCACACACAGGUAUGGAGCGAGAGAGGAAGGUCAGCAUGCGUCUUCACCGUGGAGCUCCUGUCAACAUCUCCUCCUCGGACCUGACUGGACGACAGGACUCACGCAUGUCCACCUCACAGGCUCUCUCUCGUGUCACCCCCAGUGGCCUCCAGUCAGCAGCCCCUCGAUGAGUCCCUCUGCCCCCAUCAGCACCACCAUCACCACCCUGGAGGGUUAAACCAUGCACGGCCCUAACCAUACCACACACCAACACACACACCAUACCACACACCAACACACACACCAUACCACACACCAUACCACACACCAACACACACACCAACACACACACCAACACACACACCAUACCACACACCAACACACACACCAUACCACACACCAACACACACACCAACACACACACCAUACCACACACACCAACACACACACCAUACCACACACCAACACACACACCAACACACACACCAUACCACACACCAACACACACACCAACACACACACCAUACCACACACACCAACACACACACCAUACCACACACCAACACACACACCAUACCACACACCAACACACACUUCAAUACCUGGAGGACGCUUACUGAAACAACCAGUCGACCCAUCGGAUGCCUGGACUCUUACACAAUCAACCAAUCAAAAGGCAGGACAAGGACCUCGUCAUCCGCUAGCAACUCCAUCCAUCCAACCAGCCAAUCAAAACACACAGACUGAUGCUCUGCCUCUUUGACAUCAACUGAUCUCUGCUAAGUAACAAGCUCAUGCUGUUGUAACAGGGUGGACGACACACACACUCUCUCACACACACACUCUCUCACACACACACUCUCUCACACACACACUCUCUCACACACACACUCUCUCACACACACACUCUCUCACACACACACACACACACACACACACACACACACACACACACACACACACACACACACACA